AUGAGAUCAAAUAUAGCUUUGAGAUUGAGAAAAUCAGUUGAAAAGGAAAAAUAUGAUUCUACAUAGAAAUUAUCUUUACAUGCAUUUAGUAUCCAUUAAGGAUCAAGUCCAAAGAGAAUAAAUUAUCAGACCCCAAUAAGAGGAAAAUAUUAAAUACUGUAAAAACGAAAAUCAUUCAAUGAAUAAAAGUUAAAUGAUAAGAAUGAGCUGUUAAAGAAAAUUGAAUACUUUAACUCAGUGAAUAUUACAUUAGAGAGUUAAUAAAUAAAAGACUAAGAUAAAAGUAUGUAAUAUAGAAGAGAUAACCGUUAAAAAUCAGAAGACAAGAUACUCGUAUAUGAUAUUUUUAGAGAGGUUGGGUACACUUACAAAUUAUAUGUCUGAGGAAUAAUAAAAGCCUGGCGAUUAAUAAGAAAGACAGAGCAAAAAAUAUUCUCUUCCAAUUUUGAAAAAAAGAUCUUCUCCAUCUCCUUAAUUUUAAGAUUCUUAAACUAUACCACCUAUGCCAAUUAUAACAGAGCUAAAUUAUACAAAAAUAGCAUCAAGUACUUCAUUUUACAAUUAUUAGAUGAAAUUAAUAAAGUUUAAAAUAAAGAAAUAAAAGAACUUCCAGAAUCAACUGAAAGGAUACUUGAUUUAUUAUUACUUAAUACUUGUGAUCUUAAAAAAGUAUUUUAAUAAUAGAAAUAAAAGAAUAAAAGAAAAAUAAUAGUUUAAGGAAGAAUCCCUCAAGAUUUUUUCAAUAUAUUGAAAUAAUUUUGA
Messenger RNA from Paramecium sonneborni, 762 nucleotides. NCBI's taxonomy places the organism in Eukaryota, Ciliophora, Oligohymenophorea, Peniculida, Parameciidae. The record is from the annotation of a GenBank genome assembly.